Leguminivora glycinivorella is the source of this 732-nucleotide messenger RNA. RefSeq lists its product as uncharacterized. NCBI's taxonomy places the organism in Eukaryota, Metazoa, Arthropoda, Insecta, Lepidoptera, Tortricidae. The coding region runs from base 15 to 596 and encodes 193 amino acids. The transcript has 6 exons. The record is from RefSeq and is a predicted model, not a curated record.
GGGUGAAACACGACAUGAAAUUAAGUAUAGUGGUGAUGUUAGUGUGCCUGGCUGGAGCUGAGGCGAAUUUUGCACAACACUUCUUCGAUAAGAUAUUAGAACAGUUGGAAUAUGGAUGGAAUUCUUUUAUAAACUUUAUGAAGAGACCUUCCAGGUCUAGAAGAACACAUGCACCAGAAACGACUGAAACUACUGCAGACUAUUGGUGGAGCACGACAAUCUCGUCUACAAUUAUAACUAAAGCAACCACAAAUAAGAACUUACCAAAAACUGUAAAGAACUCAUUUACAACCUCGACAACGACUUCUCCGAAACCGCCCUUGGACGAAAUUGUACAGACUACGUCUCCCGAAAUGAUUCACUACUUUCAACGCAGCAGGCACCAACGGGUUCUGUUGCCGUUCUUUCCGAGACCAAAAUGGCGAAUGGACCGCUGGAACCAAAUACAAGAAAGUCCGGACAUAAUGCCAUGGAGAGAUCAAUUUCCUGGAGGCAGUGCUGGGAGACCUUUCGCUUUUGUAGACGAAGACGUGACCACGACCAAGGAGUUUGACCAGCAUGCCGACGAUGGAAUUGGAGUAAUGAUGUUUGUAUAGACUUAUAAUUAUAAGUUUACGUUUUUUUACAUACAUAUGUAUAUAUUAUAUACUAAGUCAAUGACAUAACAUAACAUAACAUACAAUCACGCCUGUAUCCCAUGAAGGGGUAGGCAGAGCAUAUGAAACUACUCAA